Molecule: messenger RNA, 2889 nt
Organism: Leptopilina boulardi
Lineage: Eukaryota; Metazoa; Arthropoda; Insecta; Hymenoptera; Figitidae
Product: golgin subfamily A member 7
Exons: 3
Coding region: 213-677 (154 amino acids)
Biological process (GO): protein targeting to membrane; peptidyl-L-cysteine S-palmitoylation
Cellular component (GO): palmitoyltransferase complex
Source: RefSeq, a predicted model, not a curated record
CGCGCAUCGAUAAUGGCUACGGAGAUCGUACAAUGACCGUGUGUGCGUCUGUGUUUAGCUGAUAAUCUCUUUUUUUUUUUGCAAAUUUUUCGAGAAUUCAGCUAAGAAAAUUAGAAAAAUUAUCAACAUUAGUGAAAGUGCAAUAAAAGUGAUUGUGUUGGAGAAGAUUUUAUUUAUCUGCUUCUGUCUCCAAGUGCAAAACGAAGCUCAAAAUGCCACUGGAAAAUCAUUCAGCUUUGACGCCACUUGAAGACAUGUCAAGUGGAAGAGGUCAAGCUGGUGGAGGGCCUCCUCAAAAUUGUCAAAAGGUAUUCAUCCAACGAGAUUAUACUGAUGGUACAAAUGUCAAAUUUCAAACUCGAUUUCCACCGGAUUUAGAAGACAGAAUAGACAGACAGGCAUUCGAGUAUACGAUCAAGCAAUUAAAUAAUUAUUUUGUAGAAGCUGAACGUGCCAGUUGUUCAACAUAUUGCGAGAGUUGUCUUGCAUGCCUCACGGGUUAUUUAAUCUACAUAUGCACUGAGACACAUUAUGAGAAGUGUUUAAGAAAAAUAGCAAAAUUUGUGAGUGAACAAAAUGAUCGUGUUUACAGGCCACGCGGUCUAUUAUUGACAGAUCCAACGACACGGGGCCUUAGAUUAAUAGAGAUUUCAAUCUUAGACAGGCCUGCGUCGUGACUGCAUGUCAGCCGAUCCACUGAGUUUUUCAUGUGACCCAUAUAAAUACAUAUUUUUUUCUGCCAUUUUGACAGAAUACAUAUAACAAAACAAAAACAAAAAAAAAAGAAAAUCUUUUAUUCAUUCUCUUCAUCCAGAGAGUCGUGAACUAUUGUGAUUAAUAUUGUACACUUGUCGUCCCGACAGAGACUUUGCACGAUAUCGAUUUUUAUUUAACAUUUUAAUAAAUAGCUUCUGAAUGAUUUCCUACAAUUUUCACUGGCCUCGAGAAAUUUUUUUCUCUUUAAAUAUUCUUGAGAAAAUUUUUUUUGAAUUAAUUCUUUAUGGGCAAUUUAUUUGUUUCCUCCUAAGCAGCUUUUAGAAUAUAAAAAUCAUUCUCAAGAAUUUAUUAAAUCGUGCAAAGUGUUUCCAAAGACUGACAAGUAUCACUGAUUUCAUUUUUAUAUACAGACUUGUACUGACGUUUUUCAAAUAUAUAUAUAUAUAUAUUUUUUUUUUUUUUUUGUUUUCAAAGAAAAAAAGCGUCUACACUGAAAAACGUUCCGAGCUUCACGAGUAUUUAAGUAUCCUUCCGCAUCGUAUCUUCCAUUGUUCUGUGUAUAAUGUACGGUACGAGUGGGUGCACGACAUAAUUUUUUUUUUCGUCCAAGAUUGUUAAGAUUGUGGAAUAGCAAUCGCUCGUGUCUCUAAGACUUGAAUAGUGAUUUUUUUAGCUGCGUUUUUCACGAGAGUGAGACUCGCGUUAAUAUGGUGGAUUGGCUGUUUUGAUUUAAAGAAAAAAGAAAGAGUUUUGAAAGAUCUAAAUUUAGUCAGGGAGAAAGGCUAUAUCAUCCGCAAAAUGAGCGAAAGAAUUUAUAUAUUGUUUUUUUUUUUUAUUUUGUUUUCAAGGGUUUUGCAAUUUAGAGGUUUAUUUUAUUUAAAAAAAAGGUGUAAAACUUAUAUAUAUAUAUUUAAAACACAUUAUGUGUACCGAUCUACUUACUUUUACUGAUCGCUGAAAAUUCAGAUUAUUGCCAUUUUCUUCUCUUACCUUGUUGGAAGAAAUUUUAAUUUAAAAAAGAAAUUUAUCUACUUUUUUUUUGACAAUUAUUUUUUAAUUAAUUCAAUAAAAAAUAAAAAUUGGCAAAAAAAAAUCCUCUUUUUUUAUUUAAAGACUGAGAAAUUAAUUACUAUUAUUGUAAGAAAAUAUUCUAAAUUGUAUGCAGAAGAAAUUUCCAGGAAAAAAUAUUUGAAUUUUCCGCUAUCAGUGUGUACCAAUUUUAAUUUUUAUAAUUCAAACAAUGUACCUUCUUUUUGAGCAAAGAUACAUUUAAGAUUUAUGCAUUUAGUAUUUGUACUAAAAAAAAAAAAACUGAAACAUCCCCUAAAGAAGUAACAAAUUCUCGAGAUUUUAAUUCUACAAUGAAAAUUUGAUUUUUAUAUUUAAUAAAAAAUCAAAUUCUACGAAAAAAUAAAUUAAUAAUAUAGAAUUGAAAUCUAGAGAACAAAUUGACUGAAUGCAAAGCAGCAGUUUUUUAGUUAAUUUAUUUUUUAAGUAUUAUAUGUAUUAAAGUUACGACGAAUAUUUUUCUCGAAAGGUGAAUCGAACAAAUGAUAUUGUUGCACACUCCAUAAUUAAAUUGUUUUGUUGAUCUUAGAGGAUCAUCGCUCACCCCCCUGAUAAUGAUGAUGUGAUGAUUAUUUUUAAUGAAAAAUAAAUAAAACUGAGGUGGUUGGCGUGAUAAUGAGACUUUAUCAGUCUUGCCAAAAUAAUAAUAAUAUUAAUAAUAUAAAUAGCGUCACUGCCUCGACGUACGAGUUUUUUGUUCUUUUUUUUUUUUUUUAUUUUUUUUUCCCAUGUAAACGCCGUACGUGGACUGAAAAAAAUCGUUUACUGAGAACGAAUAUUUUAUUAUGGGGGAGGGAAAUAAUUUUGAUCUCGAUUUUUUAAAAUUAAAUUUUGUGCGUACGAUAUGCUCGCAAGUCACAGUAUCACGCGGACUCGCCUUGAUUGUGUAACAACAGAUUGUGUGAAAUGUAAAUAGGAAGAUUACCAAUGAUGGUUUACGAGUUUAUUAAAAAAAAAAAAAAGAAAAAAAAAGAAAAACGAUGCGAGUUGUUAUACUUAACUUAACAGUAGGACCAACUAAGGCAGAAUUCAUUAUUCUAAGCGGUAACAUCGUUCGAGUGUAAUUUCUAAAUGUUUUAAUAAUAAAAUCCUUAAAAUCAUGUA